AUGCUUGUUGAUAAGAGAACUUUGAAUGAGGUUAAUUUGACAAGAGAAUUUAAUGAUGAAAAGAUUCGAAUCCUUUUCAAGGUUACACCAGUAGAAUUUCUGGGUGAUGAAUCAGAAUUUCUUGAUGCUGAGGCAGAGGAGGAGGAAGAGGAAGUAGAUGAAAUUUCAGAACAAUCCGAAGAAACAACGGCGACAUCAGCAACAUAUGAAGGGGGUAAAAACGAAGAAUUAAUUGAUUCUUCCGAUGAAGAUUUUGAAGAAGAACCAGAUCCUGAAAAAACUCUAAGAUGUGCUAUAACGAUCGAAAAAAAAGAAAAAGGAGUAUUAGCAUUCGAAGCAUUUGCUCGUGAAGGUAGUUUUUUAAUUGACAAUAUUUCAUUUUACGAAGUUCCACAAAUAAAUCAUGUGAAAAUUGCUACUCCCUUUCUUAAUUUAAGCCGA
Molecule: messenger RNA, 441 nt
Organism: Funneliformis mosseae
Lineage: Eukaryota; Fungi; Glomeromycota; Glomeromycetes; Glomerales; Glomeraceae
Source: the annotation of a GenBank genome assembly